ACGAUGGGUGCAGGCUUCGAGGUUUGAAGCUGCAGGUAGACGGCGAUUGGUUGUGAAAGAUUAUGACGUUCCGCCCCCCUUGGGCGCUAUAUAGAAGCGAAAAGGAAGGAGCGCUCAAACAGAAUCCACAAAGCGGAGUUCUGCAACGAACGGGCGAGAGAGAGAGAGAGAGAGAGAGAGAGAGGGCUAAGUGGCCGGCUGUAGAGUCACCGAGUGAUAUGAGUGUGAGGAGAAGGGAGAGCUGCUGGCAUUAUGUGCAGCGCCGCUGAGAAUGGGCUCGCAGGAGAGUAGCUCAGAGAGCAGUGUCUAUUUCCCACUGAGCCCCUACAUGCUGAACAGCAGCGCAGCUCCGGGGAGCGAGAGCGCGGUCACCCGCAAGGAGCUGAGCCCGGCCUGGAAGAUCAUUGUCAGUAUCGUCAUGUCGGUCAUGGUGCUGGUGAUCGUGUUCGGUAAUGUGCUGGUGAUCACGGCAAUUGCCCGCUUCCAGCGGCUGCAGACGGUCACCAACUAUUUCAUCACGUCGCUGGCCUGUGCAGACUUGGUGAUGGGGCUGAUCGUUGUCCCGUUCGGUGGGGUCCGCAGUAUCACCGGCGUCUGGUACUUUGAAAACUUCUGGUGCGACUUCUGGACCUCGCUGGAUGUUCUGUGCGUGACGGCGAGUAUUGGCACCCUGUGUGUGAUCGCCCUGGACCGCUACCUGGCCAUUACCUCGCCUUUCCGCUACCAAACGCUGCUGACCAAGUGCAAAGCGCGGCUGGUGGUGCUCCUAGUGUGGAUGGUAGCGGCUCUCACUUCCUUCCUGCCCAUCUACAUGGGCUGGUGGAGGCUGGAUGACCCGGACUCCCAGAAAUGUUACACCGACCCCAGGUGUUGCGAGUUCCUCACCAACAAAGAGUUCGCCAUCUCCUCUUCCAUUGUAUCCUUCUACCUGCCCCUGCUCGUCAUGGUCUUCCUCUAUACCCGGGUCUUUCAGGAAGCCAGGCAGCAGCUGAAGAAGAUCAACAAGUACCAGGGUCGCUUCCACAAUCUCAACAACAACUUGAACCAGCCUGCCCCUUCUGUGAAUGGCAAAGCUGCCAAACAGGGGCAGAAAAGGACGCCCAGGUUUCUCAAUCUGAAGGAGCACAAAGCUCUGAAGACGCUGGGGAUUAUAAUGGGCGUCUUCACCCUCUGCUGGCUGCCCUUCUUCGUGGUGAAUAUCGUCAAUGUCAUUUUUAAGGACAGCAUCUCCAACACCGUGUUCAUUUUCCUGAACUGGGUGGGCUAUUCCAACUCGGCCUUUAACCCGCUCAUAUACUGCCGCAGUUCGGAUUUCAGGCAUGCCUUCAAGACGGUGCUGUGGGGCUGCCGGGGCUCGCUGCCGUCCACCCACCACAGCAGUUAUCCCAAUGACAACCCCGUGCCGAGCGAGGAUCGCCUGACGAACGGUCUGCCCUGCAGCUUCGAAGGAGCGGCGCCCGCAGCUGCGAACUGCAGCCCCCAGCCCGAUGGCAAUGAACACAGGCUCCUAGAUUCGGUCAUAUAGCGGCGGCUAACCGACACCCACACAACUAGUGGAACUCAGCAACAGGGGGCACACGAACUUGACACUGAGUAAGACGAGAUGUUCCAGCUCGAUUCCGCUUGUACUUUUCAUGCAUUCGCCUACCUCAUAACUCAGUGAACGCAAUGCAAGGACGUUGUGGUGAAAGUGUGUGAACCCCCAGCCCGCCCCGCGGGAGAUGUAAGCCAGCUCAGUAAAACAGAAGGACAAUUCUUGAAUGUUGCUACAUGAGCAUUAACGGAGUGUUUAAAUGUUUACAACUCGCAUGACGCCUAUUAUAUAAAGGCCAUGUCGACCUUACUGAAAGCAUUUUUGCGCCCUCUUUACCCCCUUGGAUGCUCACUGGCACACCAUUUUAGAAGGGAUUGUGAUCUAUAUCACAAAACAUCAGGCGAUUUAUUCGGCUGAAGAAGGGAUCUCAAAGAAGGAUUGUUGAGUGCAGUUGCUGGAAACAUUGGAGUCAAAUAGUCAGUACAGUAGCUGUUAGACAGUGAGAAAAGAGAUGUGCAUUGCGGUCACUAAGUAGCGAGAUCGCCCAACUUCCUCCCAACAAAGAGAAAUGAGUGGGAUGUCUGUAUAUGAGGAGGAGGAAGGGUCCAGUCUAUCCGAUUUCUCAAAGUUAGAUGUCCAACGGGUUUGCAACUGCGUGCGCGCAGUUCGAGUUAGGAAACACCCCACCCCUUCCCAUUCCUCAUCCACGCAUUUUCAUAAAAUAGAAAACAAACGUGUGUGCUCAUUUGCCGGCGCGUUCACAUUUUGUGUCUGUACUUGUACUGUGGUGUGUUCGUUGUGACCUUUAAGUGCGUAACUGUAUUUUGCAAUGUUGCACUUUUUCGAGUCAAACAGUGCUGAAGCUCAGUCUAGGCCCGAAACGUCAGCUUUUGUGCUCCUGAGAUGCUGCUUGGCCUGCUGUGUUCAUCCAGCCUCACAUUUUAUUAUCUUGGAAUUCUCCAGCAUCUGCAGUUCCCAUUAUCGCUGUAGCUCUUCUGGACGUUUCUCUUUGCAAUGAAGGUGAGGCUUGUCGUUUUCCAUUCCCCGCCCCCCAUACGUUUCGCAGAUAGAGACUGCGUGGUUUCACGUGAAUAAGUGUCGAACAACAACAAGAAAAACUUUUUUUAAUAGUAAAUAAUUACCUUGUACCAAUGUCAGUCAAAAGCUAUCCUACUGAAAUGUUAACCUGAGCUUUCUGUGGCAUUGUCUAGUUCCUGAGUCCGGGUAUUGGAAUUUUCCUGUACGCCAACGCUUGGAGCGGAUCUUUGUGGGAUUAUGUGCAAUAAAUGCUCGUGAUUUCGGCGCUGAA
Messenger RNA from Stegostoma tigrinum, 2843 nucleotides. It is a transcript of the gene adrb2a, whose product is annotated as adrenoceptor beta 2, surface a. The transcript has a single exon. Bases 272 to 1525 code for a protein of 417 amino acids. The record is from RefSeq and is a predicted model, not a curated record. Gene Ontology annotation, cellular component: membrane. Gene Ontology annotation, molecular function: norepinephrine binding; beta2-adrenergic receptor activity. NCBI's taxonomy places the organism in Eukaryota, Metazoa, Chordata, Chondrichthyes, Orectolobiformes, Stegostomatidae. Gene Ontology annotation, biological process: adenylate cyclase-activating adrenergic receptor signaling pathway; norepinephrine-epinephrine-mediated vasodilation involved in regulation of systemic arterial blood pressure; negative regulation of smooth muscle contraction.